Chiroxiphia lanceolata (lance-tailed manakin) is the source of this 1312-nucleotide messenger RNA. RefSeq names its product zinc finger protein 239-like. Gene Ontology annotation, biological process: regulation of transcription by RNA polymerase II. The record is from RefSeq and is a predicted model, not a curated record. Lineage: Eukaryota; Metazoa; Chordata; Aves; Passeriformes; Pipridae. Gene Ontology annotation, cellular component: nucleus. The transcript has a single exon. The annotation marks the transcript as partial. Gene Ontology annotation, molecular function: DNA-binding transcription factor activity, RNA polymerase II-specific; RNA polymerase II transcription regulatory region sequence-specific DNA binding.
ACAGCGCAGGAAGGCAGCGGGGAGGAAAAGGGCCGGAGAUCCCCCUGCAGGAGGGGCUGCAAAGCCAGCCCAGGGUGCUCUAAGGAGGAAAGAGCCAGCCUGUGCCGGGAAGGUGGCCGGAGCUUGAAGCGGAGCUGUGACCUGGUGGUCCCUGAGCAACCUCCCAGCAGGGACAAGCCCUUCAGGUGCUUGGAAUGUGGAAAGAGCUUCAGGAAGAGCUUCAGCCUCAUCCGACACCAGCACAUGCACACUGGGGCACGUCCCUAUACAUGUGGGCAAUGUGGGAAGAGCUUCAGCCAGAGCUCCAACCUCUGCACCCACCAGCUCAUCCACACCGGGGAACGACCCUACACAUGUCAACAAUGUGGGAAGAGCUUCAGCCAUAGCUCAACCCUCCGCAUCCACCAGCACAUCCACACUGGAGAAUGUCCCUACACAUGUAGGGAAUGUGGGAAGAGCUUCAAUGACAGCUCCACCCUCCGCAAACACCAUCGCAUCCACACUGGGGAACGACCCUACAAGUGCUUGGAAUGUGGGAAGAGGUUUCGGACCAGAGAGAAUCUCCUCAGGCAUGAGCGGACGCACACGGAUGAGAGGCCCUUCCGCUGCACCGACUGUGGGAAGAGCUUCAGCCAGAACUCCCACCUCAUCAGGCACCGUCGCAUCCACACCGGGGAGAGGCCCUACAAGUGUGGGGAGUGUGGGAAGAGCUUCACCCAGAGCUUUAACUUGACCUCACACCAACGGACCCACCGGUAAGGGAAGCCCUCGAGUGCCCUGACUGCAGGAAAAGCUUCAGUUGCUCUUCUACCCCGAAUGAACCCCCUGAUGGAGAGGCAACCUCUGGAGUCCAGUGACUGUCAGUCCAUCCCUUUUGACCAGAAAGAACCAGUCCCCUUUCCCAGGGGCAGGUUCCUCCAACAGGACCCUUCCUGGAGAGGUGUGUGGAUAUUCCUGCCUUGGCUGGGGACCCCCCAAGGUCACUCCUGGAGGUUGAGAGCAGAGAUCUCUCCCCGAGCGUUGGUCUGGGGGAGUUCCAUCCAUCUCUAAUUAAGAAUUAUUGCUUUUGUGCCAACUUUAGUAGAAUUGCUUCAACAAUUGCUUUAGUGUAGAGAACUGUCCUAUCUUAUCCUGUACUCCUGGUAGUUUUAGUGUUUCUAUUGUGCAGUCGAUAAUUCUGAUGAAGAUCUUUUGUCUGAUCAUUUGUAUCCCUAAAUAAUUCAUUUCUAUCAACAGAUCUGAUUUACCAUCAUUAAAACCUGGGGGACAAAAGUGGUUCAGUCACACCUCUGUAAUUCCUCUUAACUGAAAG